Messenger RNA from Argentina anserina (silverweed cinquefoil), 624 nucleotides. RefSeq names its product BES1/BZR1 homolog protein 1-like. NCBI's taxonomy places the organism in Eukaryota, Viridiplantae, Streptophyta, Magnoliopsida, Rosales, Rosaceae. The record is from RefSeq and is a predicted model, not a curated record. Gene Ontology annotation, molecular function: DNA-binding transcription factor activity. Gene Ontology annotation, biological process: brassinosteroid mediated signaling pathway; DNA-templated transcription. The transcript is spliced from 2 exons. Bases 1 to 624 code for a protein of 207 amino acids.
AUGGCUCUCUCCCACCCAUUUGAUUCUCACCAACUCCAACCUAUAAACUUCUGUCUGAAAGCUCACACUUUUCAUUCCCACUUCCCUUCAUUAUUUGAGCUUCAAGAGACUGAGCAGAGAGCACCAGUAGCAGUGGGGAAAAUGGCGGGAACCAGUGGGAGGAGCGAGAGUGAGAAAGAGAAGACAAAGGUAAGGGAGAGGCAGAGAAGGGCCAUCACCACUAAAAUCUUUCACGGUCUGCGCAAACACGGUGGCUACAAACUCUCUCCUCGGGCCGACAUCAAUGAGGUCCUCCGCCAUCUCGCUAACGAGGCCGGCUGGCUUGUUGAACCUGAUGGCACCACCUGUCGUUCCAAUGUGGUGAAUUGCUGUCCAGCUUGUGGGAUCUCCAAAACAGGCACUGCCACAGCAAUAGCAACGCCAACACCGAGCAGCAGUGUGGUCAUGGGCGGCGGUGAAUGCUCGACAACAGCUUCGCCACUUCGACUGGCUGAAUUUAACAGCAGUGGCAGUGUUAUGCGCUCAAUCUGCCCAUUGCCCUACAUGUCCGAAGGUGACCUACACCACCAGCAGGAGGCCAGGGCAUCCAACAACACCACACCUGUUGCCUCACCUCGCUCUUAG